AUGACUAUCAACCCUACCUACCUGGCGCAGCGCACGCGCACCUCUGUCAACUGGAAAGAUGCGAAAUUCCGAGUCCUCAAGUCGUACCGUGAAUGGCUCCGCGCGUCCCCGGAGAUCCAGACCAUGUACUCCCUCGGCAUGCCUGUCUCUGCCAUCCGCACCAAGAUCCGCCAGGAGUUCGAGAAGCACCGCUACGUCAGCCAGUUGAACGUCGUCGACGUGCUGCUGUACCAGAGUCAUGCCGAGUAUCAGGAAACCCUUAACUACUGGAAGCAGCUUUCUCACGUUAUGAAGUACUUCCGCCCAGAAGAAGACCCUGGCGCGCGCCUACCCCGCAACUUCAUCUCUGGAUUCCUUGAGGGCCGUAACUAA
Messenger RNA from Penicillium bovifimosum, 372 nucleotides. Its product is annotated as NADH dehydrogenase [ubiquinone] 1 alpha subcomplex subunit 6. The record is from RefSeq and is a predicted model, not a curated record. The transcript has 4 exons. Gene Ontology annotation, biological process: response to oxidative stress. The coding region runs from base 1 to 372 and encodes 123 amino acids. Lineage: Eukaryota; Fungi; Ascomycota; Eurotiomycetes; Eurotiales; Aspergillaceae.